Sitophilus oryzae (rice weevil) is the source of this 1775-nucleotide messenger RNA. Its product is annotated as serine/threonine-protein kinase ppk16-like. The record is from RefSeq and is a predicted model, not a curated record. Bases 280 to 1677 code for a protein of 465 amino acids. NCBI's taxonomy places the organism in Eukaryota, Metazoa, Arthropoda, Insecta, Coleoptera, Curculionidae. Gene Ontology annotation, molecular function: protein kinase activity; ATP binding. The transcript has 3 exons. Gene Ontology annotation, biological process: protein phosphorylation.
UUCAACUGUUGUUAAAAGGGGUUUUCGAAAACUGUGAUCUGAUUGAUCGGAUUGAUAGGAUUAUUAAUCCAGACAUUCGAAAAGUGAUCUCAAAACGAGUCAAUGCGUUCGGAAAGUGAUCCGAAUAACUCGAUUUUUGCCACAAUAUAUAUGUUGUAAUCCUACUAACCCUUCUAACGAGUCAGUACCAGUACCAUACAAAUUAAAGAACUUCAUGGUCCUUUAACAACCGUCCUUUUGGUUGUACAUCUCUCUCGCACUCAUGUGGAAUAUACAGAGAUGCUACAGAUGGAUUUCUUCACAAACUGUGAUGUUAUGAAUGAUUCUUUACCACUACAAUACAAAAUAAAGGACAAAACCAGCAAUGAAGUUUAUACAAUUCAAAAAAUACCCUUUAACAAGGAAGAUGAACAAAAUACUCUUACAAAGAAGAUUGAAAUAAGAAAAAAUAUAAAUCACCUACAUGUUAUAAAGUUUUAUGAAUAUAUUUGUGAAAAUGGAUUUGUUUACAGUAAACAAGACCAAUGUAAAUAUGGGUCUUUGUCGAAUUUUAUACAGGAAGAGUGUUUUGAAAAGAAUCAAUAUUUACAUGAAGAUUUUUUGUGCAGAAUGUUAUAUCAAAUUGCUUUGGCAUUAACAACUGUUGAAUGUUUUAUGGGUGAUCUCAAUAUGAACACCAUUUUUCUUGACAAAGAUUAUAACAUAAAAUUAUACAACUUUUUUACUAUUCAUGAUGGUGAAAAUUAUGGUGAGAACUUCAAUCAAAAAGAGGUAAAAAUGUAUCAUUUAGGACAUGUUAUGUUUGAACUAACAACUCUCAAACCGUUUGAGAAAGUAUCUUAUGAGAAACAUUUAGAAAAUAUUAGUUAUUCAGAUGAUUACAUUAAUAUUUUGGUAUCUAUGUUAAAAAGUAAGACAGAAAUUAAAAAAUAUUUAAAUAAGAUUUUGAGCCAUCCUAGAAUUUUACUUAAUUCAACAAAUUGGUCCCUAGAAAGAUGUUUUAUUGAGAAAAAUAUUGGUGAUAGUUCAAAAUCUGAAAUUCUGGAAAGAUUGGAGAAAAUCAGACAGAGAGAAGCCGCUGUUAAAAUUAAAGAACAAAUAUUAAAGGAGAAGGAAAGAAAAAUAGAAAAUAAAGAGAAAAAACUUCAUAUAUUAGAGCGUACAUUAAAAGAAAAAAUUCAACAGGUAGAAUUACACUUAAAAAGGUGUCGUGAAGGAAAAUCAUUAACCAGUGGAAGUUCUAAAGCUAGUAGUACAAAUUCUCAAUUGAGUUCAAGAUCGCAGAAACUAUCUUAUGAAGAACUAGAUUCAACCUACGUAAGUUGUGCACCAUCUGAUUUGAUUAAAACAAGCACUAAACUACAGGUUAACAAUAUAUCUAAGCCUCAGAACUUUCCAAAGACUCUGUCAGAAAAAAGGAUAACAUUUAAAGUUAGCCCCCUCAAAGACAAUAAUCGAAAAAUUACUAAUAAAAGAAAUAGCAUUAGAAGGUCAAGAAUUUUAGACGAAAAUAUUGAUAUUCAUAAGUUGGGUGAAUAUGAGAACAAUAUAAAAAUAGAAGGAAGCAUUGAUAAUGUUGCUUGGUCAAAAGAGAAUAAAAAGUAUGCUUUUGAUAUGCUCAGAAUAAUGAAUUCAGAAGAUAAAGAAAAUACCGAAGUUAAACAUACAUAUCUUUGAAAAUUUGGUACAAAGUUACGUGCAAUAUUGAAGUAGCAAUCAAAAACACAUGUGAUAGUUAUUAUUAAAAGAACAAAGAAAAAAAUUUCAUACAGUUA